AAAAAAAUGACAACUUCCGCCUUUUUUCGUAGCCAUUUCUUUUUUGGUUCGAUUUAGAGUCAUGACAGGAUUAACAAAUCGGGCUGUUGUUAUUGAUGGCCGCGGUCAUUUAGUUGGCCGUUUAGCAUCUGUUGUAGCCAAAUAUUUAUUGCAAGGGGGCAAGGUAGCCGUUGUAAGAUGUGAAGAGUUGAAUUUAUCGGGACAUUUUUAUAGAAACAAAAUCAAAUAUUUAGCAUAUUUGAGGAAGCGGUGUAAUGUAAAUCCAGCACGAGGACCAUAUCAUUUUCGAGCUCCAUGCAGAAUUUUUUACAAGGCAGUAAGAGGAAUGAUUCCACAUAAAACGAAGCGAGGCCAGGCUGCCCUUAGUCGAUUAAGAGUAUUUGACGGCAUUCCACCUCCCUACGAUAAAAGAAGACGUGUAUGUAUCCCAAUUGCAAUGAGAGUGUUAACAUUACGUUCAGAUCGUAAAUACUGUCAAGUCGGGCGCUUAUCACAUGAAGUUGGUUGGCACUACCAAGAUGUUGUAAAAAAUUUAGAACGCAAACGCAAAGCAAAAUUGAGACUUACUUUGAAACGCAACAGGGUUCUCAAAAAAUUAACAAUUCAAGCUAGGGCGAAAAUUGCUAAAGCAGCAGAACCAUUCACUAAAAUUAUAAAUUCAUAUGGAUAUGAAUAAAUAUUUUCAAACAAGAAACCUUGUUUCAUAAAAUAUUCAAAAUAAAAUCCAAAUAAACAAGUAUAUGACUGUUUGAUACUUAAAUUUAACAA
Condylostylus longicornis is the source of this 768-nucleotide messenger RNA. RefSeq names its product 60S ribosomal protein L13a (gene RpL13A). NCBI's taxonomy places the organism in Eukaryota, Metazoa, Arthropoda, Insecta, Diptera, Dolichopodidae. Gene Ontology annotation, biological process: negative regulation of translation; translation. The record is from RefSeq and is a predicted model, not a curated record. The coding region runs from base 62 to 676 and encodes 204 amino acids. Gene Ontology annotation, molecular function: structural constituent of ribosome; mRNA binding. Gene Ontology annotation, cellular component: cytosolic large ribosomal subunit; ribosome. The transcript is spliced from 3 exons.